Molecule: messenger RNA, 2002 nt
Organism: Closterium sp. Yama58-4
Lineage: Eukaryota; Viridiplantae; Streptophyta; Zygnematophyceae; Desmidiales; Closteriaceae
Source: the annotation of a GenBank genome assembly
AUGAUCAUGGCGCGUUCGCACGGCGUGGCUGUGUCGCGUCGCUCAAGCCUCGUUCUCGCUGCUCUGGUGGCUCUUAUGCUCUCAGGUGUGCUCGCAUGCUCUCAGGUGUGCUCUCAUGCUCUCAGGCGUGCUCUCAUGCUCUCAGGUGUGCUCGAAUGCUCUCAGGUGUGCUCUCAUGCUCUCAGGUAUGCUCUCAUGCUCUCAGGUAUGCUCUCUUGCUCUCAGGUGUGCUCUCAUGCUCUCAGGUGUGCUCUCAUGCUCUCAGGUGUGCUCUCAUGCUCUCAGGUGUGCUCUCAUGCUCUCAGGUAUGCUCUCAUGCUCUCAGAGUCUUUCCCGCCGCCCUUGUCCGUCCUCUUUCAUGCAUCCUAUGCGUCCAAACCUCCACCUCUUGAGAGCAUUCCUUUCCUUAUCUCCUCAUCCCAUCCUCCUUCCUGUCUUUCCUCCUUCUCUGUCUGUCCUCAACCGCAACCAUCUUCCGCUCUCUGCGAGUGCGCCCAGGGUUGCUGCUGUUCGCCUCAUGCCUUCUUUCUUUCCUCCCACCACGCCCCUUCCCCUCCUGCCCCUCCCGCCCCUCUCUCCCAUCCGCUAUCAGCCUGUGCACCCAGGGCUGCUGCUGUUCGCCUGCCAGCAGCGAGUAACGCUGCCAAUCACUCGUGUGUGCAGCGCAAGUGUGGCGCCAAUGCGGUGUGCAUGAAGGAGAGGGGCGAUGCCACCUGCGUCUGCAACAUUGGAUUCUCCAUGACCCCCACCGGCUGUGUUGACACGUGUGCACUCAAGGCGUGUGGAGGCAACGCCACGUGCACCAAGAACAGUGCUGGAGUGGCGUCAUGUGUUUGUGCCUCUGGCUUUGUGCUGCAGGCUGACAAGAGGACAUGCACUGACACGUGUGCACUCAAGGCGUGCGGAGGCAACGCCACGUGCAUCAAGGACAGUGCUGGAGUGGCGUCCUGUGUUUGUGGCGCUGGCUUUGUGCUGCAGGCUGAUGGCAGGACGUGCACUGACACAUGCACACUCAAGGCCUGUGGUGUGAACAGCCGGUGCAUCAAGUUCGGCACUACGCCAUCCUGUCUGUGUUACCCUGGAUUUGAGCUGCAGGCGGAUGGCAGGACGUGCAAUGGAUGCUGCAGGCGUGGCCUCCUGUGUUUGCAACACGGGCUACCAGAAUGUGUCGGGCACGUGUGUGGGUACGUACAGGUACAGGUGGCAUUGACUGACGUACAGGUGGCAUUGACUGACGUACAGGUGGCAUUGACUGACGUACAGGUGGCAUUGACUGACGUACAGGUGGCAUUGACUGACGUACAGGUGGGGUUGACUGACGUACAGGUGGUAUUGACUGACAUACAUGUGGCUUUGACUGACGCACAAUCCACACUCCCUCCACGCCCGUUUCCAUCUCUCCCUCCUCUCUCGUUCUCCAUGUUUCCAGGCAUCGACCCAUGUGGGGGCUGCCCUGCAGGAGCUACGUGCACUGCUACUGCCUCUGGGGGCGUUCCGUACUGCAUCUGCCCUCCCGGCUAUGGCCUGACCAGCACUGGUUGCAUCAGCGGUAAGCCCAACACUGUCUGCGCUCUAGGCGCCACGCGGGCAAUUCUGCGAGCGGACGGAGUGCCUGGAGGGGCGGGGGGCUGUGCUGCUGUGUACGCGUUCCCCGGGAGCAGUUGGUGCAUUGGUCCCAAGACAGCUCUUCGCCCUCCGGUUAAUGGAACAGGCGGGUCGAUCUAUUAUUUUGGCUAUCCGUACAGCUCCUUCAGUUGCGUUGCUGCUGAGACUUGUGCAACCAAGAGCUGUGGGGGCAACGGCACGUGUGUGGAGGACAGUGCAGGGGUGGCCUCCUGUGUCUGUAACGCGGGGUUUCUGCUGCAAUCUGACGGCACCACGUGCGCUGAGGCAUGUGGGUCCAAGAUCUGCGAUCCCACCACUGACUGUGUGAGGGAUGCUGCAGGCGGGGCAACCUGUGUGUGCAAGGCGGGCUAUCAGAACAUCUCCGGCAAAUGUGUCG